This is a messenger RNA of Morchella sextelata, 900 nucleotides long. RefSeq lists its product as uncharacterized. Gene Ontology annotation, cellular component: mRNA cleavage and polyadenylation specificity factor complex. Bases 1 to 900 code for a protein of 299 amino acids. NCBI's taxonomy places the organism in Eukaryota, Fungi, Ascomycota, Pezizomycetes, Pezizales, Morchellaceae. Gene Ontology annotation, molecular function: mRNA binding. The transcript has 2 exons. The record is from RefSeq and is a predicted model, not a curated record. Gene Ontology annotation, biological process: mRNA 3'-end processing.
AUGCCGCCCCCAGACCGCGCUCCCACUGGCAAGAUCGUCUUCGUGGGCAACAUCCCCUACGGCCUCACCGAAGAGCAAAUCACCGAGAUCUUCUCCUCCGCCGGCCGCGUCCUCUCCUUCCGCCUCGUCUACGACCGCGAAACCGGCCGCCCCAAAGGGUUCGGCUUCGCCGAAUACAGCGACCAAGAGACCGCCGCCAGCGCCGUCCGCAACCUCGACAACCACGAGAUCAUGGGCCGCAAGCUGCGCGUCGACUUCUCCCACGAGGGCAACGCCCCCGACGACAUGGACACAAUGUCCAUGUCCAUGUCGGGCGGGCCCACGCCGCUGCCCCCGCUCCCCCCCGGCGUCGAGAUGCCCGCGGGCCUCAGCGCCCCCGACGCCAUCAGCCGCACCCUCAGCGCCCUCAGCCCCCCGCAGCUCCUCGAGAUCCUCGGCCAGAUGAAGUCGCUCAUUGCCUCGGAGCCCCAGAAGGCAAUGGAGCUGCUGCGACAGGCACCCCAGCUCAGCUACGCUAUCUUCCAGGCACUGCUGCUCAUGAACCUUGUUGACACGAGCGUGUUGACGCAGGUGAUUGAGAAUUCGGCUCCUACGGCGGCGGUCGUGCCCCCGCCGCCUCCGCCGGUGGUGGCUGCGAGCGCGACGCCUGUUCAGGUGCCGGUGGUGCCGGUGGUGCCCCCCGCGCAGGCGUAUGGUGGGUAUCAUGCGCCGACGCCGCCCCAGGGGUAUGUUCCGCCGCCACCACCGCCGCCGCAGCAGCAGGCGCAGGAUCCGGCGAAGGCCGCGUUGAUACAGCAGGUGUUGAGCUUGACACCGGAGCAGAUUGGCGCGUUGCCGGCGGACCAGCAGAGUCAGAUUAUGAUGUUGAAGCAUCAGAUCCUGGCUGGCGGUGGGUUUUAG